GGGGCCGAUUUGUUUUUCAUUUUUGUGUUUAAUUUUUUGCUGGUUCGUAUCUUUUUGAAAUAUUUUAUUAUUUUCCGAUGAUUAUUUGUCAUUCCAGAAAAUUUAAAACUAAAAAGAAUGUGUCCACGUAGGAACAUCGGAACAAGAAUAUGCAACAAACAUAGAAGAGAGAAGAGAGAGAAAGAGAGAGAGAGAGAGAGAGUGUGUGUGUGUUUUGUGUUGUGUGAGAUCCAAACUUGCUUUCCUGGUUAUGGCCACCGUGUGUUAUCGCUGCUUAAUUCUCGCCAUUUCGCCAAUGUUGGUUUUCGGACGCAGAAAUUGAACCUUCCUGCGAUUGCUGUUUUUGUGGUUUUCAACUUGGUCUGAAAGACUCAUCAGUUUGUCAUAGAUACUCUUGGCCCUUGUAAAUAACUCAGGAUUGGUUGGUUUAUGUGUAUGCAGCAGGAUAAACUUGGAAAAGAUGGGAUUCUAUGUUUUCCCGCAAACAGGUGUAUUCAUUGAUUCCUGUUUUAAUUGCUCGAAUGUGUGUUUCUCUUCCCUUUGGUGGUAAAAGUGUGUACAGGAUUUCUUGCUACUGUUCAGUAUCCUCAAAUAUAUCUUCUUGUUUUUCUGGCUAUAGUUGAUCUGGUAUUUGGUCGUUUAUAACUGAGAACUUGGGUGUCAGUAAGAAGGAGAAAUCAGACAUGAAUUUGUGGGUUAAUUGGUGUUUACACUUUUGGCCUUAUUACUAUAUCAUCACUGUGAAAAGAAUUUUCAGCUUGAGCAGCUGAGAAAAUGGCACUAAAUAAGACAGGAAACUUGUUAGGUACCAACACUGGUAAGGACCCUAGUGUGUUUCCUCAACACGCCCAGCCAGAAUUAUCCAGUGUUGUUUCAAAUACAGGACGUCAUGUACAUAAUAAUAUUGCUAUACAGACCGGAGAAGAAUUUUCUGUGAAUGUUGGUCUUGAUGGAAUUGCUGCUGGAAGGGUUCCUGUUUCACUUGAUAUAUCUCGAAGUUGCGAGAAUGUGUUUGGGUUGAAUAAGGAGAAUGGCCAUGUGAGAUAUGAAGAUCUUACUAAUAUUUUGGGAUUGAGGAGAAUGGACUCUGAGAAUUCUUCUGACAUUUCUGACUUCAUCUCAAUAAAACAGCCAGCACAGGAGACGGAAAACAGAGCUUCUGUAAACAGUUUAAGCAAAAUUCAAAAGGGAGAUGGUAUGCUGGGGAAAGAACCUGUUGGUGACCAGUCUGGUCUCAUCGUGUCACCCCGUCGCAGAUACGAAGCUUCUCUGUCCAAUGAAUUUUCUGGUUCAGGAAUUUUUGAUGAUUUCCUGUCUGGGAAAAUGAAGUUUCUAUGCAGCUUUGGGGGCAAAAUAUUACCGAGACCCAGUGAUGGGAAACUCAGGUAUGUAGGCGGAGAGACCCACAUUAUAUCUAUCCGAAAAGAUAUUUCAUGGCAACAACUUAUGAAGAAGACCUUGGGUAUUUGCAAUCAACCUCACACAAUCAAGUACCAGCUUCCAGGGGAGGAUCUUGAUGCUCUGAUAUCUGUUUCCUCUGAUGAAGAUCUUCAAAAUAUGAAGGAGGAAUACCAUGGGCUUGAAAGUCAUGAAGGUUCUCAAAAACUUAGACUAUUUUUGGUUCCUUUGGUGGAAUCUGAAGAGACAUCAUCAAAAGAGGUGAGCGCGGUUCAGCAGAGUGAUCCUGAUUACCAAUAUGUUGUUGCGGUAAAUGGCAUAGGUGACCCUAAUAGGACAAACAUCGGUGGGCAAAGUUUGGCGAAUGAAGCCAUUCCAAUGGGGACAGAUUUGAAUUUGACUCCAGCUUUUCAAAAAACUCCCAAUGCCUCUUCUCCUUUUGAGAUCAGGGAUGGUAUUAAUGCUUUAAACCCAGAUGGGAUUUUGAAUGAUUCCCUGAAUUUGCAAAGAUCUUUGCCAAUUCCUCCAACUCCAAUUCAGGUAACAAGUUCUAGCACAGGUUAUAUACAAUUGCUCAGCAACAACUCAUGCCAGGGAAGUAUUGAGAGCAAUGCAUCAUUUACUACUGCUCAGCUACAUCCUGAGUACUCCAUAAGAAUUGCUGAUUGCAGAUUCCCUCAACAAGUGGCUGCUACUUUGUCAAGUGACACUCAUACCUAUCAGCAUGUUGAUGUUGAUCAGCCCAAGAAGCUCAAUGGAGGGCAUGUGGAUUACAAUCCUGGCAAGGAAUUAGUGACUCCUGUAUAUGUUAAUCCAAGCGACGGUUACAGUCAUGAAGUGUUCGGUGGAAGGUCCUUGCAAAAGGAAAGAAGAGUAUGCUCUGGAAAUCCUCUUACAUGCUUGGAUGAUCCAUUUUAUCAACAGGAUGAAUCUUAUGGAAUUAAUGACUCCCCUCAUGGGAUGCUCCAUGCCUUUUCUGAUCCACAGUUGCACGUGAGUGGAGCAAAGUCUGGUUACUGCUCACAAAAUGUAACUAGUCAAACGUUUUCCCUGAACCUUGAAAAGGCUCGAUUAUCUUCAAUUAUACUCCCUAGUGUCUCACAAGUGAACCUUACGGAGCAUCAGCAUGAUUCCAUUGUCCAUCUUCCUCAAAUACAAAGUAAGAUGCCAAAAGUUGAGUCAGCUGAGCUGCACAAAAGGCAAGAUUCAGCAUCUUCUCCAUACUAUGAAUCAUUGGGAAUGAAUGAUCCUGUUCAUAAGGAUAGCAUUUUACCUGAAAAAAUAAACCUUAUUGCUCAAACUGACUUGAAUGGAGCCAGCUAUGUUGCAAAGGAUAUUCAGGGAAAUUCUGUGAAAUUAGAAAGGAUGAAGAUAAUUGAAGAAAGUAAUCCAAUUUCCAAAGAUAGCAAGGUUCAUGAGGGGAAAUCAACUGUUGUUGAUAUGGGAGAAGUGACUAAGUUGCAUCUUUUGGAUUACUUCCCUACUAAUAACUUAAAUGCUAAGAUUAAAUUGCAAAAGAAUUGGGAGCUUCCUUCUGAGGGUAUAAUUCCUGCUCCAUCUGGCAUGAUGGGCCCCUCUCUAAAUUGUCUUGUGGAAAAGACCCCGUCUGAUCUUGACAUGAGCCAAAGGACUAGUGAUCACAAAAGAUGUGCUUUGCCUGAAGGUCUGAAUGGUGAACAAUGGAUUGAUUUUUCAUCGACUGGAAAUUUUGAUUUAAAUGUUCCAUUUUUAAACUGUGACGUAGGCUCUUGUGACAAAAGUUCUCAAGGGGGUAAUAUGUUCAAGCUGUCCAUUUACCCAGAUUCUCUUAAAGCUGCACAAAUUCAUCCUUCUAAGAAUCAGAUGUCUACUGGUUUUCAAGAAAAUCCAAUAGUAAGCUCUUCAAGUUUGUAUCCUGCUGCAUUUGGUGAUGAUCUCGGUCCAAGUCUAAACAUGCCUAUGAACGGCCUGGAUAAUUCAAGCAAUAUGAUGUCUUUUACAAAGGCACCAUCUUUUUUUGAUAACUUGAUUACCAGGACUGGUCAAAUGGUUGAUCAGUUUAUCCCUGAACACUCUUCCUCUGGAAUGUCCAAAGUUGAAGCUAAAAUUUCAGAACAAUCAAAGAAUUUAGAUAGGGUGAAUGAUGUCAAUCGAAUGGAUCCAUUUUUCAAUGUAGAAGACAUGACUGGUGUUGAUCGUCCAUAUAUUUCAGAUGAUGUUGGAAUUGGUGUUGUAUCCCCAUGUCAUAGCAUCGUCCCUGAGUCUGAACCUGAGGAUUUUAAUGAUGAUCAAACAGACAAAAGUGAAUUCCUUUCUGAUGCAAUGAUAGCAGAAAUGGAAGCUAGCAUUUAUGGUUUACAGAUAAUAAGGAAUGCUGAUCUUGAAGAACUUACAGAGUUAGGAUCUGGUACUUAUGGAACUGUUUAUCAUGGAAAAUGGCGGGGAACAGAUGUUGCUAUAAAGAGAAUUAAAAAGAGCUGCUUUGCAGGGAGGUCUUCUGAGCAAGAACGGUUGGCAAAAGAUUUCUGGAGAGAGGCACAAAUCCUCUCAAAUCUUCAUCAUCCCAAUGUGGUAGCAUUUUAUGGAAUAGUACCAGAUGGGACCGGUGGAACCUUAGCAACUGUAACAGAGUAUAUGGUCAAUGGUUCCCUUAGGCACGUCCUUGUAAAGAACAAAAGAUUACUAGAUCGUCGUAAAAAACUAAUAAUUGCCAUGGAUGCUGCUUUUGGUAUGGAAUAUUUGCACUCAAAAAAUAUUGUCCAUUUUGAUUUGAAAUGUGACAACUUGCUUGUCAAUCUAAGGGAUCCACAACGACCCAUAUGCAAGGUUGGAGAUUUUGGAUUAUCAAGGAUUAAACGUAAUACCCUAGUAUCUGGAGGCGUGCGGGGAACCCUUCCGUGGAUGGCACCGGAAUUGUUGAAUGGGAAUAGCAGCCGGGUUUCUGAAAAGGUUGACGUUUUCUCAUUUGGCAUCUCAAUGUGGGAGUUACUAACAGGGGAGGAACCUUAUGCAGAUAUGCAUUGUGGUGCCAUUAUUGGGGGUAUUUUAAAGAACACUCUUAGACCUCCAGUGCCCGAUCGAUGUGAUUCUGAAUGGAGGAAACUUAUGGAAGAGUGUUGGUCACUGGAUCCCGAAAACCGACCAUCGUUCACAGAGAUAACUAGCAGGUUAAGACAUAUGUCUAUGGCCUUUCAAGCUAAAGGGAAUUAUCAUGCACAUCAGUAUAGACCUAGUGGUGCUCCCUGAAGAAAAAAACACACAUUUUCUACAGUUGUUUGAUUGGUAUAUAGAAUUUUCAUUGUACAGUUGUGUCUUUAAAGAAGCAGUCAAGAUUUGGGUUGACGUGCUUUCAGGGCUAUCACAGCACUUACCUAUUGUUUCUUGUGAUUUCUCUUAGCUAUGAUAUCUUCAUUUGUUUAUUCUUUCUUGUAAAAGAUGAGGUUGAGAUCAUAUAGUAGUUGCUUAGAUCUAUCAAUUUUUGUACUUGGUGCAUGAUUGAACAUUUUGCCAGAAGAUAUAUAUAAAAAUAGGAAAGAAAGGGUAUCUUAGUGUUUGUAUACAACAGACUACAGUACUUGUAAUAUUUGUUUUGAUUGAUGUGAG
Messenger RNA from Cajanus cajan (pigeon pea), 4980 nucleotides. NCBI's taxonomy places the organism in Eukaryota, Viridiplantae, Streptophyta, Magnoliopsida, Fabales, Fabaceae. The record is from RefSeq and is a predicted model, not a curated record.